Molecule: messenger RNA, 5406 nt
Organism: Vitrella brassicaformis
Lineage: Eukaryota; Vitrellaceae
Source: the annotation of a GenBank genome assembly
AGCACAGAACAGCAGGCAGGUCGACAGGUAUAUGUCAGACAUCCAUAUGGCAAUCCAUCCAUCCAUCCAUCCACGCUAUCACAUCACAUCCACUUGCGAUCGAUCCAUCGGCCACGCAUGCCAUGCAUGCGAUCGAUCGAUCAUAUCCUUCAUCACCCACCAUCACUCACUCCUCGUCGCACUCGUCCACCCGCAUCAGGAUCGACAACUGCCUGCUCAACUCAAUGGCCCGCUCGAGUGCUCGGGGGGACACCUUUGCUCGGCCUUGCUCGCCAGACGCACACGAGAUGAAGAGGUCGUGUGCACUGGGCCACUCGGCGCGCCUCAGAUCCUCCUGCAGAUGGGCCGUGGAGAUCAUCAGGUGGUCGCGGGGCUCGUGUGGGGGGCACCAGUGAGAGGUAAAGCGCUGCAGACAGACAGAAAGAGGGAUGUGUGUGGAGGGAACUUCGUGGUUUGGUUUGUGUGUGUGCUUCGGUGGCGUGCGUACGUGUACGAGUGGCAUGAGUGGGUAGAGAGGUGAUGCCGCGCCCCUCUUCUUGAUGGUGGCGAGGAAAUGGUCCACCGACACCGACUUCAGCGGCACACCCAAGUCGCCGAGCCAAUGCUCGCGCUCAGAACUGAUCGUCCACAAACAAACAGGUAGGUACACACAAACAACGAAUGCACUCCGCCCUCCCUCCGUGUUGUCUCUCUCUAGUGUGUGCUGUGCUGUGUCCGUACUUGGUGAUGAGCUCUGGGUUGGCGAGAUGGUAGACCCAAUGGCGACGCUUCUCGGUCAAACACAGCCGGACCUGCACAGACACGACAUGGACACAAGAACAACGAAUGCAUCGCGUCCACUCACUCCCUCACUCGUCUAGGCACACUCUCUCCUCUCACCAUACCAUCAUGGCAGCGACGACAUCCACGGGGGUCGCCAGAGGCGCUUUCACGACGGGCGGCAUCUCCCCCUCCUCGAGCAUUGCCAUCAUCAGCGCCCCGCCCACGUGCCUCUCGUCCACGUAGCCCGUCAUCAGGCUCGUCAUGCCGCUCGGCACUCGGUAGAUGGUGCACGGCAGGCCCCUCGCCCGCGCCUUCUUGAGCACCUGCUCCGUCGACCAGUUGGUCCACGGGAGGCCGAAUUGCUCGGGUGGGCAGACCUCGCGCAGGCGCUUGGUGUCGAGGGUGGUGGCCUCGCGGAGCUCCUUGCCCUGGCCAAGGACGUACUCGGGGAAGAGGGUGAGGGACGACACAAAGUGGAGGGGCUUGAGCUUGCUGGUGGUGCACAGCCGCACGAUCUCCUUCAUCGCGAAGGUGUUCUCGCGCAGGCGGUCGUAGCUCUGCAUGAACGACUGGCCGUUGGCGAAGCCCGUGUGGAAGACCAGGUCGAUCCGCUCGCACAGCUCGGCAAAGAAGUGCUCGGCCAGGUGGUUGGGCUUGAGGCCGAGAUGCCGCCGCGUCACGUGGCCGGGCACGAUCAUCAGCCGGCUCUGGUACUCGUCCUUCCAGAUGCCCGCUUCCUGGCACGCCUCACGCACCUGCCGCAGACCCUCCUCGUCGCUGUUGGUCUGCACCAGGCAAUGCACCGUCAGCCGCUCCUUGGCCUGCAGCAGCGCCACGGUGAGGAACCGGCCCACUGCUGACGUCGCGUCCGUCACGAGCACGUGUCUGCUCUUGCGGGGUUGUGGGUGGGGGGCAGGGAGGGAGGCGACGUCGAACUUGAAGCUCUUGGCCACCUUGUUGACGUCCGUCUCGGGGUCCCUCUUCCUAGUGGUGCCGUCGUCCGUCGCGUUCGAGCCGCUGCUCUCGGUGUUGUUGGUGGCGCCGUCCCUGUGCCCCGAGAAGGGGGCGAUGGGCUCCAUGACGCCCUCCUGCUCACGUUUGGCCACCAGCUGCCCAGCCAAAGCGUCCAGCGAGGGGUUGUCGAACAUAGACGAGGGCGGCAUGUCGAUGCCCGUCAUCCGCCGCACGUGCUCGCUGAACUCGGUCAUGCCGAUCGAGUCGAGGCCCAGAUCGAGCAGUCUGCCGGAGGGCGACGGCCGCUCCUCCCCACCCACCACCGAGUGGGCGACGGACGCCAGGGAGUCGGCCAGGGCGGUCUUGCCCGUGUCGUUGGUGGAUGAGGGUCGGAACGGGUCGGUGGGCGAUGUGGGCUGCACGGAUGAGGCACGAGUGUCGGUGGAGGAGCGGAAGCUGGAGGGGGUGAGGGUGGAGGGGGUGAGGGUGGAGAGGGACCGUGUCGAGGCGUCGGUGAGGACCGACGGGCAGGGCGCGUUGCGGGGCGUGGACUUGGCGGUCUUGACGACGGUGUCUGCUGGUGCUGCUGCCGUGCAGAGGUCUUCGCACCACAUGACGCCGCCCUUGCCGUUGGCCCGACUUCUUUGGAGCAUCUGCUUGGCCUUGCUCCGCUGCAACUUGCCCGAGGUGGUCUUGGGCAGGACGCGCGGCUUGAGCAGCCAGAUCUGCUGCACGGGCAGACCCACCUUCAUGCUCGCCGCACGGGCCACCUCCUCUGCGAUCGUCCGCAGCACCGCGUCCUUGUCGCCAUGGCGAUCCGUCGUGCACGCCAGCAUCGACACAAACCGACCAAACCCGCCAAAGUGCCGCCUGCUCGCCCUCUUGCUGCUCCCCUUGGCCCCACCCGCCAUGGCCAGCGCCCUGACCCCCUCCGGCCGCAGCUCACAUGCGAUGCCCAUGCCCUCUCCCUGCUCGCUCUCCACGGGGAAGGCCGCGCAGCAGCCGGGUCGCACGACGUCACACUUGGCCUCGAUGGCCUCCUCGAUGUCCUGAGGGAUGUACUUGCGCCCCCUGACGAUGAUCAUGUCCUUGGCGCGGCCGGCGAUGAAGAGCUCGCCCUUGUAGAGGAAGCCGGUGUCGCCGGUCCGCAGGAAGGGCCCUUGCUGCUCGGGUGCGUUGGUGGUGCCCGAGAGGGUGGCCCGGAACGUCUGAUGGGUCUGCUCCGCCAUGCCGAAGUAGCCCUUGGCCGUAGAGGGAGACGACAGCCACACCUCACCCACCUGGCCCUCGGGAAGCAGGUGGUGGGUGGACGAAUCCACUAUCGCAACUGAUGGAUGGAUGGAUGAAGGAAAAAAGAGAGAGAGCACAUGAGGGCAACUCAGUGGGCUUGUCUGUGUGUGUGUGUGGGCAUACCAGUAGUGUCGGUGGCAGGGAGUCUGCAGCCGAUGAUGAUCUUUCGCUCGGACGUGUCUGUCCAGCUGGGGCGGAAUCCAUACCACUCCUCCUCAAUCCGAACGUUGCCCUGAUGGACAGACACAUGCACAUACAUACACGGUAAAUGAAUGCAAAUCAGACGCGAUGCGCACACGUGUCCGUCCGUCGAUGCGAUGCGUGCAUGCAUCCUACGUUGGUUUCUAUCUCUAGAGCGUUGAUCGAGAGCACCAGCGGCUCUGCGUCGAGGGAUGGCCGGAAGCCGGUGACACACAGGGUGUUCUCGGCCAACCCAAAUGCAGGCAAGAAGGCGCUGUGGCGCACGCCAACCUCCCGAAACGUCUGCACACACACAUAUAUGCACAUAGAUAGACAUGACUGACACAUGAGAUAGUGGCCUGGCCAUCCAUCGGUGGCUCACUCACAUCCAUGAAGUUCUUGAUGGACGAGUAUCUGAUGGGCUCUGCUCCGCACAGCCAGGACGCCUUGCUGAGGUCGAGGGACUUCCUAAUGUCCUCGGGCGUCUUGCGGCUGACCAGGUCGUAGGCGAAGUUGGGUGCGGCUGUGACCUCGCACUCCCACUUGGUUAGGCCCUGCAGCCACGACCAGGGCCGCCGCACGAAAUCCAGCGGGGACAUCAUGAUCAUCUCGCUGCCGAAGAACAACGUGCCACCAACAAGACCAAUCAGACCUGAUGAUAAGAAAGGUAAGAAAGGGGAGAGGGAGAGAGAGGGAGAGAGAGAGAGAUGAAUUGUCGGUUGUGUGUGCUUCAUUCAGUUCGUCCAUCGUCUCACUCACUCACUGCAUCCAUGCAUGCCUACCCAGGUCAUGAUAGACCGGCAGCCAGCUAAACGUGCGUACGUUGUGCCCCAGCACACUCCGUGACUGACUGUGCCUGUUGUACCAAAAUGUCACGAACUCGCGCAACGGGCGAUCAAACAGCGGGACGAAGGCCUCCUCGCUGCCGUUGCCCUCCCCUCCGCUGUCCUUCCUGAGGUCGUGCUUGGUGCGGUGAUCGUCUCGCGGGUCCAUCCCGAAGGUGGCCGUGCACAGGUGCACGUUGCUAAAAAAGUCACAACACAAGGACAUAGACAGUGCAUUCACAGUGAAUGCAUCCAUCCGUCACGGCACGCAUCCAUCGUGUGCACAGCCUGUUCUCUUACUGGAGGAGGUUUCCGUGUGUGACCGAGACGCCCUUGGGGUGGUUGGUGGACCCCGACGUGAACUGCAGGAAGGCCACCUGGCUGUGGGGGAUGUCGGAGGGGAGAGGGGGGAGGGACGGGCCGUGGCUGUUCUUGGAGGCCCUGUCGAUGAGCUCCUGCGAGCUGGACCACCGCAGCUUGCGCCAUUCCUUGCGCACCUCGUCGGUCAGCUCGUUCUCCUUGGCGGCCGGCGGCUGCGUGUGCGAGUGGCCGUUGGAUGCGAGGGGUGCCUGGAGAUGGCUGGCGAUGGACGAGGAGGGGCGCUGGCUGUGGAGGCUCAGCUUGCAGUUGAGGCCGUGAAGAAUGCGCUGGUAGAAGUUGUUGGUCAGGCACGCCUGCGCCUUGACCGUCGAAGCGAUCCGCGUGAAACGGGGAAGGUCCGUGCUCAACUGAAAGAAAGAACAAUGACACACAGACAGACAGACAGACAGACAGACAUGAACACACAAACGUGCGGCCACCACCCACCCGAGUGGUCGUAUGUAUGUGUCCCUCCCGUGGUGGUUGCCUAGACUGACUGACCUUGGAAGGGUCAGGAGGGUAGACAGGCACGGCGACCACCCCACUGUACAGGCACGCGAAGAAGGCCACGACGAAGUCGAUGCCCGGGGGGUAGCACAGCAGCACCGACGCAGGCUUGCCAUCCUCACCCCGAUCCAGCAUCUGCAGCAGCUGCCGCCCCAGCGCCUCGGCCCGCCGAUGCAGCUCCUGAUAGCUGAGGGCCGACUCCACCGAUCCGUCCACCUUGAUGAAGCGGACGGCAUUGACGGACGGCUGCACACGGGCCCAGUAGGAGAUGAUCCGCCGCAUUGCGGGACCCUCCUGGGGCACUUCCGUCGGCGCGCCGUCACCACAUGGCCACCAGCACUCGUUGACGUAGAAGUCGUAGAGGUUGGCCAUGUGCAGCAAAUGGAUCCGGACAAUCAGACAACGCAAUUGACAACGCACUGGCUGACUGACAGCGGGACACCAAAAUCAAAUCAGCACAUAUAUAUUAUAAACCGUAACAGACACUAACCAACCCGGUGUCAGUACGGUAGCGACACGUGGAUCCAAC